This is a messenger RNA of Didymodactylos carnosus, 544 nucleotides long. The record is from the annotation of a GenBank genome assembly. Lineage: Eukaryota; Metazoa; Rotifera; Eurotatoria; Philodinida; Philodinidae.
AUGGCCGCUAAAAUUAAUGAGGCUAUUAAACAUGAAUUACAAAAAUUACACAUUGAAAAUGAAGUUAGUACAGUUACGUCAGAUGGUGCUGCCAAUGUGAGAUUGGCAUUAGAUGUAUUGAACACAGAUACAAAAAGAAUUUGGUGCAUGGCACACCGUCUCCAUUUAGUCGUUACAAAUGGUCUUUGUCUAUGGUUGAAAAAUCGCAGUGGUGGUAAUGAUGAAGAUUUUUAUGAUGAUAGUAUGACAUUAAUUUCAACAGAAGAUGAUAAUGAUAUACAAAAAAAUAGUUCAGCAACAACAAUGAACAGUUCAAAUCAGCAACAAGAUGAUAACGAUGGUGAGAUUAUAAUGGAUAUAGGUAAGGGAGAUAGUUCGUCAGAGGAGGAGGACGACAAUGAUGAUGAAAUAGAAGAUGCCGAUGAUGGAAUGAACGAUCAUUGGGAUAAAGGUGUGAUAUGUGAAGAAAAUGGUGAUAUGGCAACUUCUGUAAGAUCGACGACUGGAACAACAGCAACGGAAAUAAUAACAGAAGAACAAGAAU